This is a messenger RNA of Rotaria sordida, 750 nucleotides long. NCBI's taxonomy places the organism in Eukaryota, Metazoa, Rotifera, Eurotatoria, Philodinida, Philodinidae. The record is from the annotation of a GenBank genome assembly.
AUGGAAUUUAUGAAUGCAUUAACAUUAGGUAUUAUUUUAUUUGAAAUUCAAUCAAUAGUUAUUGGUCCAUUGAUUGAUCGAUUCGAAUGUCGAUUUGUUAAAUUAAUUGCUAUAAUUUUCCAUAUUAUUGGAUGGUUAACAUUAGCACUAGUUGCAUCUGCAUAUACAUCAAGUGAUUAUUUUUCAAAAUCAAGAGCAUUCGUUGCAGCAUUAUUUGCUGGAGCUUGUACAUCAGCUACAAUGUGGUAUUCAAUAUUUCAAAUUUUAAUUGAUGCAGGAAAAAUCACAUUACAACAACUAUCUUAUAUAUGGAUGUCAUUUGACGCACUUAUGUUAAUUACUAAUAAAUAUACAUUUGCAUUUAAUUUAUCUACUGUUUCUGCUAUUCUUAUUUAUCCAAGCAAUGGUUUUCUACUUGGAUUUAAAGCUGAUAAAGGUAAGAAACAAAAAUUAUUUAAUUUAUCAUUAAUGCAAACUGUAUCAUGGCUCAUAAAUAUUGUCGCAUGUAUUGUAUGUAUGUUUGCACAAACAAAUAUGAUUAUUUCAGCAUUAGUAAUCAAUUAUUUUGCACGAGCUACAAUUGUUGAUGGAAGUCAAGCAGUUGUAGUAACAUUUUUUCAAUCAGAAUAUAUUGGUACAUUAACAGAUGUGAUGUGGACUUUAGUUGGUGCUAUUGCUACUGUUCAAUAUGCUUUAGUCAAAUUAACAGAUACUAUAUCUCGUUUACGGGGAGCAUGGUCAAUUAUAUGA